Fusarium verticillioides 7600 is the source of this 830-nucleotide messenger RNA. RefSeq lists its product as hypothetical. The transcript has 2 exons. Bases 1 to 741 code for a protein of 246 amino acids. NCBI's taxonomy places the organism in Eukaryota, Fungi, Ascomycota, Sordariomycetes, Hypocreales, Nectriaceae. The record is from RefSeq and is a predicted model, not a curated record.
AUGAAGUUUCAACUUACCAUCCUUACUCUGGCCGUCCUGGCCUUUGCAAAGCCUCAGGCUCCUCCUGAUCCAGCCCCAGCUCCCCCUGACCCUGCUCCAACUCCUCCUUCAACCUCUGAGCCGCCUGCUCCUCCUCCUGACCCCCCAGCUCCGGCACCUCCAGCUCCUCCCGUCCCUCCUCCGGCUGAUCCCCCGGCUGAUCCUCCUGCCGAACCGUCUCAACCCCCUCCUCCACCUCCGCCACCGCCGCCUCCGUCUCAGCCUGCACCUCCUCCCUCUGGACCAGCUCCUGUUCCCCCCCCAGCUACUCCGGCCCCAGCACCUCCUCCGGACCCAAGUCCCCCUCCUCCACCCCCAAGUUCAACUGCUGAACCUCCUCCUCCCGAGGGACCGAUCUGCGAAUGCGGCUACACUUACUGCUCCUCAGUCCUCAAGAACAUGGACAACCCGUGGAAUGAGGAUCAACUUUCACAGGCAUACUGCAGCACGCCCAAUGUGAAAUGCGACGGCGAAUCACCAGCCAGCAGCAUAGACAAUGCUCUGUUCAUCUGUCUAUGCGAUAAGCCUAGCCAGACGGUCGGAAACCAUCUUGAGUUCCUCUGCGGCUGCGAUAAAUGUCUUGUUGUCAAACCUGACUACAGAGGACGAUGCAAGACUCCCCCGUUAGCUGGCAAGGGCGGCAAGGGUGAUGGGAAGGGAAACAAGGUCAGAGGAGCUAAUCCAUUGGGUUUCUGGAUGUAGGUAAUCGUGGAGGAAGUCACUCAUUUGGUGUUUUUGUUAGAUCCAAAUUGACCCAUGCUACUGAUCCAAUAAUACUGAGCACGAGCGCA